ACUUUUUUAGAAACAUUGGUGCUUUUGGCGACAAACGAUGUUUUUGGCGACAGUCGAUGUUUUUGUCACAUUACCAAUUUUAGAGAAACGGUGCGGAAGGGAAAAAUGCACAACGCAGAUGGAGCCUACACCACCAGUUGAACCCGGCCCUUCCCAGGAUUCUUCAUUCCUUGAUUCAAAAUUAAAAGCGAUGAUUAAUUCACCGCUAGCCGACGCUGUGAUCCUACUAAGCCUGAAGCAUGCGACCCACUAUAAUAUUGGAAGACGAGUGCAGAUAUCUAGGAAUCACUUAAGCAGGUUGCAUGUACAUAAAUGGAUUUCCUGUGAGUCCAAGAGGUGCUAUAGUAAAGCUGUACAGAUACUGCCGGAUCGCCGCGCAAGACUGAAGCCGAAAGUCGUAGACAUUGUAAUGUUUAUUAACAAAAAUGAAAAUAUAUUUCCGUAACUUAGAUCACAUAUAAUACCAUAA
This is a messenger RNA of Drosophila suzukii, 469 nucleotides long. Lineage: Eukaryota; Metazoa; Arthropoda; Insecta; Diptera; Drosophilidae. The record is from RefSeq and is a predicted model, not a curated record.